Molecule: messenger RNA, 1870 nt
Organism: Callorhinchus milii (elephant shark)
Lineage: Eukaryota; Metazoa; Chordata; Chondrichthyes; Chimaeriformes; Callorhinchidae
Gene: coil
Product: coilin p80
Exons: 7
Coding region: 16-1713 (565 amino acids)
Biological process (GO): spliceosomal snRNP assembly
Cellular component (GO): Cajal body
Molecular function (GO): U2 snRNA binding; U1 snRNA binding
Source: RefSeq, a predicted model, not a curated record
GGGCGGGCGGCUAAGAUGGCGGCGGUGCGCGUGCGGUUGCUAUUUGAUUACCCGCCGCCCCGGCAGCCCGCGGCCCGCAUGUGCUGGCUCUUCCUGCAGCUCGAUCAGUGCAGGGUGGUGGCCGACCUCGAGAGCACCAUCCGCCACAGGUUCGGCUUCAGCAGCCGCACUCUGCUCCACCUGUACCUGGAUGGGUACUUGCUGCCUCCCAGCGAGAGCGUCUACCUUGUGCGCGAUAACGAUUCCAUCAGAGUUAAACAGGAAGAAGUCAUAAUGGACAAUGGUCUUGUGUAUGGUGACUCUCCAGAACAUUCCAGGCCGAGGAAGAGGCAGCGGCACCGACUUGUGGGGGAAGAGUGGCCGGGAAAUGUGGAACGAGAGAAGAAAAAAAGGAGGAAAGCUACCAAGGUGAAUAAUGAGCAGCUGCACAACUCUGUCAGUGAACACUCAUCAGGUGUUUGGGCAGAGGGUUCGAAGAAGAGGAAGAAGGAAGUAGCGGCUGAGGGUGAAAAGUGUGAGGUUCAAAAGAAACAUUGUAAAAAGAAGAGGGAUAAAAGCAUAAAAGAUCAAAUCACUGGGGACAAAUCAACAAAAAAUGGAACUUCUGGAAAACCCUCACCCAAACCCACAGCCACUGCAUCCCCAUCCAAACCAGCAAAAAGCAUGAUGGCCACAAAGACAACGCCAGUCCAGAAGAAAGGCAAGGCAGACGUGCCUAACUGUGACAGCUCAUCAAACAGUUCGGACAGGAGCCCUGUUCUGCAGCAGAAAAGGAACACGGUCAAGGCUCUGGGAACCAAGGGGUUAGCAAGAAAAGGAGAUCCUGGCAUUCAGAAUGCUGUGAAGAUGGCUGCCUCGUCCACUCCCGCCAAAGUGAGCGAUGAUAGCUCGGCCUCAGACAGCAGUGACUCUGACACUUCUGUUCAGAAGCCUGGAGCUCAGCUGCUGGCAGCCAAACAGAACAAAAAUGGGGAUGUUAUUAAAUCCACAAAACUUUCAAUCUCUGGUUCUUCUGACUCCAAAGAUCCAGAGGUGGUCAAAGUGGGAAAGCUGGAGCGUGCACCCACUGUGCUGGACACGCAGACUGACAAGAGCAGGCACAUACCUUUGCCGUCUCCCUCGGCCCCGAGGGCAGAUCAGACUGGGAAUGGCUAUUUUGGACGAGGCAAUGGGAGGGGCCGAGGCGGUGGCUUCUCCUGGGCCGGUCCUGGCAGCUCUCAGCAGCGCGGUGUAUGCCGGGGGAGGGGCCGCGGAGCUGCUGCCUUUUACUACAACUAUGAAGCAAACCAAGAUCCUAAACCUGGACACUUAAAUGAAGCUAUGACCGACAAGAGUGUUGCUAAGAAUUGUCCAGAGGUUCCAAAGCGAGACUACAGCAGCCUGCCUCUGCUCGCAGCAGCUCCUCAAGUGGGAGAUAGAAUCGCCUUUAAGAUGCUGGAGCUUACAGAGAAUUACACUCCAGAAGUAUCAGAAUACAAGGAAGGAAGAAUCAUGAGCUACAACUCGGCGAUACGGCAGGUGGAGCUGGAGGUUGUUCACACACCCAAAGGUUUCAAAGAGCCGGGAAAGUUUGACCUUGUUUAUGAGAAUGAGGCAGGUGAGGAGGUGGUGGAAUACGCAGUGAGCAGGGACUCGCGGAUAGCGGAAAACUGGGACUCGCUGAUCGAACCUCGGCUGAUAGUAGAGUGUGCUGUCCGUGUGCCGGUGACAUAGAUCAGUACUUGCUUCCUUGAGGCCCCUCCAGCGAUGGGUUUCUGGCUCCGCGUGUGUCCGAGAGGGAAAUUGUAUACAUUGUUCAGUUUUUUUUAUGUGAUUUGAUAGGAGAGGGAAAGGCUGUGAAUUCCUUAAUAAAUAAUAAAUUCCAGACUCA